Trichosporon asahii var. asahii CBS 2479 is the source of this 1506-nucleotide messenger RNA. RefSeq lists its product as uncharacterized. The transcript is spliced from 5 exons. NCBI's taxonomy places the organism in Eukaryota, Fungi, Basidiomycota, Tremellomycetes, Trichosporonales, Trichosporonaceae. The record is from RefSeq and is a predicted model, not a curated record. Gene Ontology annotation, molecular function: FMN binding; 4 iron, 4 sulfur cluster binding; NAD binding. The coding region runs from base 1 to 1506 and encodes 501 amino acids.
AUGCUCUCGUCGCGCCCCGUCUCGCGCUCCGUGCGCCUGGGCGCCUCCGCCGCGCGCAUCGCCAAGCCCCUGACCUCGGCCCGUACCUUCGCUUCGUCUUCGGCUUGCAACCUCGCGACUCCUGCCGACUCGACUGCGACCCCUGUCCGUCACUACGGUGGGCUCAAGGACCAGGACCGGGACAUUCUUCUGAAGGGCGACACUUGGCUACUGGGUACCGAGAGCAGCGCUGACUCUGCAGGGAUCAUCAACACCAUCAAGGAGUCCGGCCUCCGUGGCCGCGGUGGCGCCGGUUUCCCUUCGGGUCUCAAGUGGAGCUUCAUGAACAAGCCCGGAUGGGAGAAGGACCCCCGCCCCCGUUACCUCGUCGUCAACGCUGACGAGGGUGAGCCCGGAACCUGCAAGGACCGUGAGAUCAUGCGUGGUGACCCCCACAAGCUCGUCGAGGGCUGUCUCGUCGCCGGCCGCGCCAUGAACGCCAACGCCGCCUACAUCUACAUCCGUGGCGAGUUCAUCGAGGAGGCCAACGCUGUCCAGAAGGCUAUCGACGAGGCUUACGCUGCCGGCUACCUCGGCAAGGACGCCUGCGGCUCCGGCUACCCCUUCGACGUCUACGUCCACCGCGGUGCUGGUGCCUACAUCUGUGGUGAGGAAACCGCUCUUAUCGAGUCCCUCGAGGGCAAGCAGGGCAAGCCCCGUCUUAAGCCUCCUUUCCCCGCCGACGUCGGUGUCUUCGGCUGCCCGUCGACCGUCGCCAACGUCGAGACCGUCGCCGUCGCCCCCACCAUCUGUCGCCGUGGUGGUUCGUGGUUCGCCUCGUUCGGCCGUGAGCGCAACUCUGGCACCAAGCUCUUCUGUGUUUCCGGCCACGUCAAUAACCCUUGUGUCGUUGAAGAGGAGAUGUCUAUCCCCCUCAAGGAGCUCCUCGAGAAGCACUGUGGCGGUAUCCGUGGCGGAUGGGACAACCUUAAGGGUAUCAUCCCCGGUGGUUGCUCCGUCCCCGUCAUCAAGCCCGACAUCUGCUCGACCGUUCUCAUGGACUACGACGACCUCAAGGACAACGGCACCUCGCUCGGAACCGGUGCCGUCAUCGUCAUGGACCAGUCGACCGACAUGAUCAACGCGAUCGCCCGUUUCUCCAAGUUCUACAAGCACGAGUCCUGCGGCCAGUGCACCCCCUGUCGCGAGGGAACGACCUGGAUGCUUAACAUGAUGGACCGUCUCGUGUCAGGGAGGGCCCAGAAUCGAGAGAUCGACCAGAUUUACGAACUCACAAAACAAGUUGAGGGCCACACUAUCUGUGCUCUCGGUGAUGCCGCCGCUUGGCCGAUUCAAGGCCUCCUCAAGAAUUUUAGACCUGAGGUGGAGCAGCGCAUCGCCGAGUACCACGCGAAGAACGGCGGCGUGUUCUUUGGCGGCGAGCUUGAGUCUCAGGGCGACUGGCAGCAUGCCAUUCCUGACUCUCGGGGCGGCUAUGUGACUUCGCAGGCGGACCCUCUCAAGUAA